CUUCGAUAUUGGCUUCAUCGUUUGCUUUGUUCCUCUCUAAAUAAACUCGUGUAGCCAGAACUAGAGCGCUUUAAGUAUCGGUCGUAGCCAACCCAUGCCAAUUCCAGUUUCGUUUGCAUCCGAGGACAAUAUAAAAAGGUCUCUUCUUCCCACCAUGGCUAAGACGACCAUAUCGAGCGUAGAUUGGGAGAAGCGUCUUGAAGACGUUCGAGUCUCAAAAGAUGACCUUAAUCGCCUCGUAAUGGAUUACCUGGUUAUCGAAGGGUACAAGUCCGCCGCGGAAGAAUUCAGCAAGGAGUCGAAUCUUUCUCCACCUGUCGAGCUGGACAGUAUUGAAGCGCGCAUGAGUAUUCGUGAGGCUGUUCAAAGAGGAGAGAUUGAGGAAGCCAUCGCCAUGACGAACGAGCUCAAUACUGAGAUCCUUGAGACGAAUCCUCAGUUAUACUUUCAUCUUCAACAACAAAUCCUCAUCGAACACAUACGCCACGGUCGCAUCGCCGAAGCACUCCAUUUUGCUCAAACAGAACUCGCGCCGCGCACGGAAGAGAAUCCUGAGUUUUUGGCCGAGCUUGAACGUACGAUGGCUUUGAUGGCAUUCGAUUCGACGCCGGAACCUCCAUCGACCGUCGCUGAGCUUCUUCGUCCAACUCAGCGGAUGAAGACGGCUGGUGAGCUGAAUGCAGCGAUACUGGAAAGUGCAAGUCAAGGCACGGAGACGAAACUGUUACAGCUUAUCAGAGUGCUGUAUUGGGGUGAGAAACUGCUUGAGGAGAAGGCUGAUUUUCCCCAUGUGGAAUUUGGGGCAUAGCGUAGAGAGAGAGCGGCUGUGUAUGUGUUGCAGCGUUGCCUGAAAUCAGCCCACUGUGGCGUCGUGGCGAUGGCGGUUCACGGGGAGGUGAUCCCUUCUCAAAUUGUCAUGGACAAUCAACAUCGGCGCUUGGGUGCUGUCUCCUUGUAGUCUUCAUUCUGUUGUAUCUUUAGGGUUGUCGCUGCUCUUCGCAGUGCAUGGGUCUAAUUCUCAGCAUACGUUCAGCAUACGUUUGGUCAUUAAUGCCU
Messenger RNA from Cantharellus anzutake, 1056 nucleotides. Its product is annotated as lish motif-containing protein. Gene Ontology annotation, molecular function: protein binding. The record is from RefSeq and is a predicted model, not a curated record. The coding region runs from base 95 to 808 and encodes 237 amino acids. Lineage: Eukaryota; Fungi; Basidiomycota; Agaricomycetes; Cantharellales; Hydnaceae. The transcript has 4 exons.